UGAAAUUGGACGUUCUAUGGAUCUUUAGCGGUUAACUUGCAGUUGGACGUUUCAAUUUGGUGAAAGAAUGGGUUUAAACAAGGUUCCCCAACAUUACCAUUCAUCACAUUUGCCAUCGUUGACAUUCUGGGAAGAGCUCAGAUACAAACAUUUGUUCCACCCGUUUGUCUGUCAAAAUAAAACCGUUGACGUUUAUUCAUCAACAACCAAUGCUUGUUAAAUAUUUAGUUGGCUUAAUAAUUCCAGCCUAAAUGUUCACAGUCAUUUGGUAAAUCAUGCAUCGAGUUUCGGAUGUUCCGGUCAUUCUGUUUAAUCCAUACUUAACGUGUAAUCUUUGCCGAGGCUAUUUAAUCGAUGCCACGACAAUUGUUGAGUGUCUACACUCUUUCUGCCGCAGCUGUAUCUUGACUUAUCUCAAACUGAACACAACAUGCCCGGUCUGUGCGACACUUUUGCACAAAACCAAACCACAUUGCGCAAUUCGGCCUGAUCGUGCACUACAGUCCAUCGUUUACAAGCUUAUACCGAAUUUAUUUGAAAAGGAAAUGCUAUGUAGAAGAAAAUUUUAUGAGGAUCAUCCUUCAUGUUACACCCGAUCUUUAAGUCCUGAAAAACGUGGUGAUUUAACCCUGAAUACUUAUGUACUCCAAGAAGAAGAUCGUUUAAGCGUUGAACUUCGGUACUGGAACCAAAACGAACAUAAGAAUAAUGGUUGCUCAAGUAAAACUUCUAGUCAAACAGAUUCAAUUAGCCCGAUACUGCCUGUUAUCCCCCCUACAUUUUUACUCUGUCCACCUGAACUUACAGUGGGACAUAUUGAAAAGCUGAUUCGAAUGAAGUUCAAUCUUAAACCCAGUGAGCAUGAGGUUUCUGUUUUCUUUUCAGUCGACGAUCUUUUUAAUUCUAACUAUACACUAUCAGAUCUUGCCUGCUUGUAUGCGUGGCGUCGCCAACAACCUUUUAAGUUGUAUUUUACAAUAAAAGAAACAUCGAGGCAUGGAUUUUCUGUGUUUAUGGAAUCGCAACCCCCUUCAACAUCGAGUAACCUAACUCAUAGUAUUCUGGAAAAAUCUAAACUAUGUCCUCAGAAUAAUAAUUCAUCUUGGUCUGUAAACUCCAAAUUCAGAAAUUUCCCCACAACUUCCCUUCGUAAACGACAUGUGAAUAACUCUGAUGAUGAAAUGGAAACUACUCCACUUGAAGUCUCUGUGCCAAACUCACAAAUCUCAUCACAAUCAUCCUGUAAAAUAUCACUUCCAACACAGUUCAUAAAAUCUAUAAGCUUAUCAUCUCCCAUGCUCAAUACUUCAAGUUCUGUUUGUUCUUCGCUAGCCUAAAAUUUAACUUAUGUCCUAAUAUUCCAUAACUAGUCAUUCGGAUUUAUACCUCUGAUGUUGCUUUAUACUUUUGACUCUGAUUUUCUGGGUAUAUUAUUGAAAUUUUAUUUAUUCACAUGGUUUUUUUGGUCAUUGCUUUGUAAAGUCCCGUCAAAAUCUGGAAUAAUAUUCCAACUUUUGUCCUAGUUUUGUACUAGGGCUAUUGUAAAUUGUAUAUUUAUCUUUCUUUAUAUCAUUGUUAAGUUCAGGCCCUUUUUUCUACUUCAUACCAUAAAAAGAUAAUUAGUUUUCCGGUUUUUAAAACUUGAUACUGUUCUAAAAUAAUUCCUUUAACGUUUCAGAUUCUUUUUCUGGUCUUUUUUUACUGUGGUGUUUGCUAUGUGCAUUGUUGAUCCGUUUUCAGUGUGAUACAAAUUGUGCGGUCCAUGUUCUUGGUUUGCUCAAUUUAUAAAGCUAUAUUGAAGUAAAUGUGGUGACCGUCUAUUUAAUGUCUCGUUUAAUAUAAAAAAAGGCAAUUUAGGGUUCGUAGUCAAUUCCUGAGAGAUAUGCAAC
Schistosoma intercalatum is the source of this 1889-nucleotide messenger RNA. NCBI's taxonomy places the organism in Eukaryota, Metazoa, Platyhelminthes, Trematoda, Strigeidida, Schistosomatidae. The record is from the annotation of a GenBank genome assembly.